Messenger RNA from Pseudovirgaria hyperparasitica, 1122 nucleotides. RefSeq names its product aspartate aminotransferase. Gene Ontology annotation, molecular function: L-aspartate:2-oxoglutarate transaminase activity; pyridoxal phosphate binding. Bases 1 to 1122 code for a protein of 373 amino acids. Gene Ontology annotation, biological process: biosynthetic process; amino acid metabolic process. Lineage: Eukaryota; Fungi; Ascomycota; Dothideomycetes; Acrospermales; Acrospermaceae. The transcript is spliced from 5 exons. The record is from RefSeq and is a predicted model, not a curated record.
AUGGAAAUUGCUUACCCCUACCCGUUUCGAAAUAUACCUAAGGGUCAAUUAGAGACCUUGGAGAACUUACUUGAAGCAUUCCGAGCGGACAGGCAUCCUCUGAAGACAAAUCUCAUGGUUGGGGCUUUUAGAACGAGUGACGGGCUGCCAUACGUUUUGCCAGCUGUGAAAGAGGCGAAACGUCGAAUGUUCAGUGAUCUCGAGUGGAACCACGAGUAUCGCCAAUCGCACCUGGGUACACGAAGCUUUCGUGAUGUUAGCCAGAGACUUUUCUUUGGCACGGAUAGUCUCCUUGUGAAAAACAACAGGAUUGUAUCAAUGCAAGCUCUGGGUGGAAGUGGAGCCUGUCACAUGGGUGCUGUCUUGCUCAGAAACCACUACGAGCCGUGGAAGACGACCCAGAGACCUAAAGUCUUCAUACCGACCGAGUCGUGGGCAAAUCAUAGCAAUGUCUUCACCAGCCAAGGUAUCGAAGCACAUUACGUGCCGUACUUCAACUCAGUCACACAGGCUUUCGAUUUCGAUUCUUUUCGGGCGACAUUGAGUGGCCUACCAUCCCAAUCUGUAGUCGUACUACAAACCGGAGCCCAUAACCCAACAGGAUGUGACCCUUCACUCGAGCAAUGGAAGUCGUUAGCGACGGUGUUCGAGCAGCAUGGUCACUUCGCCUUUUGGGAUGCAGCAUAUCCUGGGCUAGCUAGUGGUUGUAUUGACGAAGACCUCGCAGGCUUUCGUCAUUUCGCAGAGCGUGGUAUUCCAUUACUGCUCGCUGCAACGUACGGCAAGUGCUUUGGACUGUAUUGCGAAAGAGUUGGCGUCUUGUCCUUCGUAGUGCCGGAUGAAAGUGUGCGUGAACGCAUGGAAGUACAAAUGCGGUUGCAAGCGCGUGCUGAAACAGGUGCAAUGCCCGACUUCGGCGCAACAAUUGUAGAGACAAUAUUACUGGAUCCAGAAUUGGAGGAUCAGUGGAGAAGACAAGUACGAUCUAUGGCUGUAGAUCUGAGGCAGAGAAGACUGCAGCUUCGACAGGGUCUCGAGCGAUUAGGAACCCCGGGUCACUGGAGCCACGUCACAGAUCAAAAGGGAAUGUUUUCGUACGUUCAGGAACCGGGAGAGAUCUAA